UGAAGAAGACAGCUUUGUGACUCAGAUGUUUUGAAAUACCGGAAAGUUUUAAAAAAUACUUUUAAGUAUGUGGGUCAUGUAAUUCCAUUACGAAGAGAAAGAGAGAUUGAUGAACAGGAUAGACACACAGACAUUAAAAUUAGGUAUGUUUUAAUCAUGGACCCCCGUACCAGUGCUCAGGAUGUAAUGCGAUGUGCCCUGUGUGAGACCACUGUGGUACAGAUGCACUGUGAUACAUGUCUUGUCAACCUGUGUAAAGCCUGUGUGGGAGAACAUACGAUUUCCGAUGAAUCCAAAAAACAUGAAAUUGUUACAAGCAGUCUUCGAAAAUCUACUCCCCUCUACCCUGGAUGUAAUUUUCAUGUCAAAGAACAAUGUGAAAUGUACUGUAAUCAAUGUGACAUUCCUGUGUGUGUCACAUGCAUUGCUUCAGACAAACAUUUAGACCAUGAUGUGUUAAAAAUUCUACGAGUUCUUGAUGAAAGAAAGGAAAAGAUCACCAGGAAACAAAUGGAGCUAAAGGAGACGAUAUGUCCAACAUACAUGGCUAUUGCUUCUGAUGUACAAAACAGAAUUAGUCAGUUAGAAAAGAAUUAUGGAUAUCUUUCAACCGCCAUGAUAGAACAUGGAGAUACCUUGCACAGAGAAAUUAGCAAACUUGAGACCAAACUUCAUGCUGAAGUUCAUGAAAUGAAAAACAAACAGUUAAAAACUUUGCAGAAACAUCUGGAUGAAGUAACCAGUACAAUAUCUGAUAUUAAGAAUGAAAUCAGUUUCAUUGAAACUUUCGUUGAUUCUAAUGACACAACAAAGCUCUUAGACAUUAAUUCUAUACCCAAUAUAGGCAAAUAUAAAAAUCUUCCGCCAAAAAUUUUGCCGUCUUUACCAAAAUUUACACCUGGAAAAAUCCUAGGAGAAGAGACCAGCAAACUUUUCGGCGUCUUAGCCCCGAGUUCUUUAACAUUAGAUAAACAUGGCUACAGCAUGAAGACAACACAGAAAUCACCAGAAGCUGGAUCCUCUCCUCCAGUCAAACAGCUUCUUGAUGAACCAGAGACUCUCAGCACCAGAGACACUGGAUAUGAAAAUCUACUCAAUGUGGCCUGUCGGAGUGAUGAAGAAAUCUGGACAAGUGGAACUGACAACACCAUGAAACUCUACAGCAUCAAUCAGGGAUCACUACUCAAGUCAAUCACAACCAAGUCAGGAAACAAGCUAUAUGACUUAGCAGUAACGAACAAUGAAGAUCUAGUUUAUACCGAUCACAUGAAUAAUUCAGUGAAUAUUGUGAAGAAUGAAGGGAUAGAAGAGAUAAUCAAAACACAAAAAUGGGGUCCUUACAGUGUCUGCAUAACGUGCUCUUUUGAUUUGCUGGUCAUCAUGUAUAAUAUUCGAGAAAAACAAUCAACGGUUGUCCGUUACUCCGGCUCCACAAAGAAACAAACCAUUCAGUUUGAUGAUCAAGGUAAACCUCUCUAUUCUACGGGUUUUUAUUACAGACAUAUAACUGAGAACAGGAACCUGGAUAUCUGUGUGUCUGACAAUAAAGCUGGAGCAGUAGUGGUGGUCAAUCAGGCCGGGAAACUGAGAUUCAAGUACACUGGACGUACGCCUGGUCUAAAGAUUGAGCCAUUCAAUCCACGAGGAAUCACCACAGACAGUCAGAGUCACAUCCUUACAGCUGAUGAUAAUAACCAAUGUGUCCACGUCAUAGACCAGGAUGGGCACUUCGUCCGUUAUAUAAACCUUGGUCUGAGAGAGCCAAUGGGACUGUGUAUAGAUUCAAAUGAUUAUCUGUUCGUUGCUCAGUAUAGAAAUGGAAAAGUGAAGAAAAUCAAAUAUCUGCUGUGAAACCAUCACAAAGAAAUUACAUUAAAUCAUGGCAAUAAUUUCAAUGGAUGCACUAUUUGUAUAUGAUGUCAUUAUUUUUUCAUCUGAAUGCCAAUUAUUAUAUGUAAGUUAAGAUGAAUUUAAUGUUCUAUUGUUCAUAUCUGAACAUAAUAGUUUUUGUUCUCGUAGCUCUA
Saccostrea cuccullata (small rock oyster) is the source of this 2024-nucleotide messenger RNA. RefSeq lists its product as uncharacterized. The record is from RefSeq and is a predicted model, not a curated record. The transcript has 2 exons. Gene Ontology annotation, biological process: protein polyubiquitination; proteasome-mediated ubiquitin-dependent protein catabolic process; negative regulation of translation. Gene Ontology annotation, molecular function: translation repressor activity; protein binding; ubiquitin protein ligase activity. NCBI's taxonomy places the organism in Eukaryota, Metazoa, Mollusca, Bivalvia, Ostreida, Ostreidae. Bases 157 to 1851 code for a protein of 564 amino acids.